UCGACGCCUCCGCUGCACCGGCACGUAACCUGCCCGCGGAUUCACAGGUAGAAUCCGGCUUAAUCACUCUCUGGACCCUCCUUCCUAUGGCCUGCAACCGGUGAAACGAAACAGGGAUCCCACGUUGGUCUUCGGUUAGCGCCAUGCGACGAUCUGAUCGCUUAUGGAGCUUCCCUCUUCGUCUCGACUCCGAUGUGCAUGCACGUUGCUACGAUAUCGCUUCUGUGACUGUUUCUGCCUGUGCUGGCGGGGUGCACCCUGAGACGCACAGCUCUGCAGAGGAACCGACGCCUCCAGGGCCGAGAGAUGCUACCCGGGCUUCGAGACUCUCACAAGACGAAAGAGAACACAUCUCUUCCUGACACGCGCAUGGUCAUAUGUGAUGGAAACGGACGAUCUCUGCAUACCAACCUACUAAGUAUAAAGCUCGCGUCGUUAGUGCAGGCUUCUAGGAUCUCGGCUUCCCCUUCCUUUCUUGCCUUGCCCCCAUGUACGGCCUCUCUCUGUCCCUGCUGCUGCUCGUCCCGGGCGUGCUGUCGGAGCCGCUCCGGGGUCUGCCAGUGGAGAAGCGCCAGAGUGACUCGUACCGCACGCUCACGACGGCAAGCAACCCGGACUGGAUGAUGACCGUGUCGGACGGCGCGUCCCUCGGGGCACUGUCGAUCCCUGGCACGCACGAGUCCCUGGCGUUGGUCGGCGGCGAUAUCACAGAAUGUCAAGAGAACCUCGGAACGUCCGCCGACACACUGACGGCGCAGCUGAGCGCGGGCAUCCGCAUGUUCGACAUCCGGCUACGCAUCGAGUCGGGCAACACGUUCGUCGUGCACCACGGCGCGGUGUACCAGGACGCCAACUUCGACGACGUGCUGACGAAAGUCAGCGCGUACCUCUCCGCGCACCCCACCGAGGCCGUCCUCAUGCGCGUCAAGCAGGAGUGCACGGGCCAGAUCGGGUCGUGCACGGACGUGUCCGGCCAGGCGUCCUUCGUGGACAUCUUCGACAUGUACACCGCGCGCUACCCGAACGCGUUCUGGGCGCCGAGCAUCAACCGCAACGCCGCGCCCGGCACGCCGACGCUCGGCGCCGUCCGCGGCAAGAUCGUGCUCGCGGUGAUCAACGGCCCUCAGGGCGGGCGCACCGACUCCUACGGGCUGGCGCAGUUCUCCGGCUGGAACGACGGCGACUCGACGUACAUCCAGGACAACUACAACGUCCCCGACGUCGGCGCGAUCGCGACCAAGCGCGACCAGGUCCGCCGCUUCCUCGACGCGUACAACGCGCCCGGCGCCGAUUUCGGCAGCAUCUUUGUGAACUUUGGCUCCGGCUCCAGUCUAUUCGCGUUCCCUAACCAGGUCGCCGGCGGGGCUUUCGGUGUCCAGGGCGUGAAUCCGUUUGUCGAGAUCUACCUCGGUCAGGGAACAGAUGUCCACCAGGCAGUCAAGCGCACUGGUGUUCUCAUGCUGGAUUUCCCCGGCGGUGGGCUGAUCAAUAAGAUCCUUACGUUCAACGCAGGCCUGUAGUCUCACGUGGAGGUCAAGACGAUUACGAUAAAGCAGAUACCUGAAAUAGUAUAAUGACUUGCUAUACUGCAUGGAAGCAAUUGAGAUACGUCUAGUCGCUCUCGAUGUCGAGUAGAUAGAACAGCUCCACUCAGGGGAUCAUUGUUAUUCCAUCCAUGGGAGUACUCAGCUUACUGAACCUACAAAAGAUUUAUCAAGUCUUACCUGGAUGGUAAUCAUCAGUAUGACGAGU
Messenger RNA from Mycena citricolor, 1752 nucleotides. The record is from the annotation of a GenBank genome assembly. NCBI's taxonomy places the organism in Eukaryota, Fungi, Basidiomycota, Agaricomycetes, Agaricales, Mycenaceae.